Messenger RNA from Numida meleagris (helmeted guineafowl), 4168 nucleotides. It is a transcript of the gene VWCE, whose product is annotated as von Willebrand factor C and EGF domains. Gene Ontology annotation, molecular function: calcium ion binding; protein binding. Gene Ontology annotation, cellular component: cytoplasm. NCBI's taxonomy places the organism in Eukaryota, Metazoa, Chordata, Aves, Galliformes, Numididae. Gene Ontology annotation, biological process: cellular response to virus. The record is from RefSeq and is a predicted model, not a curated record.
UCUCAAAUCAGGCUCUGUCCAGGCUGGGAUCCUGGCCCGAAUUCUCUGCGUGUAAAACGUAGAUUAAUCAUUAUCCUGCUGGCCUCCGUUCGGCUCUGAGCUGCCCUGCUGCUGCCCCGAUGGCUGAGCUCUUGCCAAAAUGCACGUGAGGGGGCUGGCGAGUCCCCAGCUGCCCUCUUCCCCUUGGGAACCCACGGGGUUAACGGAGCUCCCCCGGCUCCCAUCCCACCCUUAGGAUGCUCUGGGCCACCAGAAGAGGGGAGCAGGGCGCAGGGCUCCGAGACGGCUCCUUUCCCAUCCCUGUGCGACUCAGCUUUUUGCUCCGAAAGCUGCACGUGCUUCUGAACACCUCGGCCCCACGCUAGCCCAAGUUUUUCCCUACGUUCUUCCUUUCCUGCAGCGGCGGCGGAGAGGUGGGCAGCAUCCCGAGGGUGUUUCCAGCAGCCCCGAGCUGCCUGGCGAGCCCUAGGUGCGGGAGGAAUCGGAUCCACCCGGAGCAGGGAGCAGCCUUUGGGAUGGGGGAAGCGAACCGUGACCUUCAGCAGGCACCUUUCCUUUGCUGGAGGGCCCUUCUCCCUAAAAGCCAACCCGGGCUGGCAGGUGCCACGCUCUGAGCUUCCCCGGCGGCGUGGAUUUGGCGACGCCGCGGGGUGAUGCUGCAGGCGAAGCUUGGGGCUGCAAGCAGAGGGUCUCCUCCGCGCUCUGCUGCAGGGAUUGCCCUUUGCUCCGUGCCAUCAAUCAUUUACCUGCCCUUGACCUUCGCUUCGGCCCCCGGCCUGGCGCGGGGAGGUUCGCGCUGGAGGGGUUUCGGCCCCCACGGAGCCCCUCGCCGCGCCCUUCCCCGCUGCACUUUGGCUCCUCUAUCUGCUGCGUGCUCCUCUUUGGUGGGUCCCCGUGCAGGGCUGGGAAGGCAGCCCAGUGCCGCCAGGAGGAGGAGGAGGAGGAGGAGGAGGAGGAGGAGGGGUGGGGAGAGGCCAGCCCGGAGCUUUGCCAGAUGUGGGAAAGGAGAAAGCAGGGGGGACGUCGAGCUCCGUUCUCCCCGCUUCGAAAGAGCGGGGACCCCCUCCCUCGGGGAGGAGGAGGAGAAGGUCGGCGGCGUUGAGGCCGAAGGGCGGCGAGGGCGCGAGGUUCGGCCCGAGCAUCCCCACGCGCGUUCCCCCGCGCCGGGGCAGAGGAGAAUCGGGGCCCCCCGGCGCGCCCCGCUCUGCCUCCCUCCACCCCCCGCAUUGUUCCCGGCCCGGCGGGCGGGAGGAGGAGCAGGGCCAAGGGCCAGCAUGCGGUAGGCGCCCCGUGCCGCGAGGCAGGCAGGAAGGCAGCGCUGGGAGCGUGCCGCCGGAGCCGCUGGCAUGUUGGUCGUGCUGCUCGUCCGGGUUGCCUGUGUGUCCCUGCUCCUCCUGGGCGGGCAGGGCAGGGUGUACUCCGGGAGGAAGAAGCCGGCCAGCUUUGCCGUGGAGAGGCGCCACGUGGGGCCCCACAUCUGCUUCUCGGCUUUCGGCAGCGGAUGUUGCCCCGGCUGGAUGCUGGCUCCGGGCAGCGGGCAGUGCAUCCUGCCGCUCUGCUCCUUCGGCUGCGGCAGCGGCUUCUGCAUUGCGCCCAACCUCUGCUCCUGCCCCGACGGAGAGCGGGGCGUCACCUGCCCAGAGCCGCUGGGGAACUGCGGGGAGUACGGCUGCGACCUCUCCUGUAACCACGGCGGGUGCCAGGAGGUGGCCCGCGUCUGUCCCCUCGGCUUCUCCAUGGUGGAGACGGACACCGGCGUCCGCUGCAAUGACAUCAACGAGUGCCUGAGUGCCGCCUGCGAGGGGCCGUGCGUCAACACCGAGGGUGGCUUCGUCUGCGAGUGCGGCCCCGGCAUGCAGCUCGCCGCCAACCGCCACAGCUGCCAGGAUACGGACGAGUGCCUGGCCACGCCGUGCCAGCACCGCUGCAAGAACAGCGUGGGCAGCUACCGCUGCUCCUGCCGGCCCGGCUACCACCUCCACGGGAACCGGCACUCCUGCGUGGAUGUCAACGAGUGCCGGCAGCCAGGCGAGCGCCGCGCCUGCCAGCACGCCUGCCACAACACACCGGGCAGCUUCCUCUGCUCCUGCCGGCCCGGCUACCGGCUCAGCAGGGACAGGGUGUCCUGCGAAGGCUUCCCCAAGGCCAUCCUGGCGCCCUCGCCCAUCCUGCAGUCCCUGCAGCACCCCCCUACGCUCGUCCUACUCCCUCCCGGAGCUGGGGGACCCCUCCUGCUCCCCUCCCCUCACCUCCCCGCCGCGGCACCGGGCACGUCUAUUCCUCCCUCCCCUCACGAUGCCAUGGAGCCGCCCCCCGGGACUCCCACACCGGCCCCUCGCUGCUGGCACCGCGGGGCUCCCCAGGAGCCGGGCGCUCGCUGGACGGAGCCGGGGUGCCAGAGCUGCAGCUGCCAGGGAGGCCAAGUGCUCUGCGAGGCCAUCACCUGCCUCGUACCGUGCUCCCACCCUCUGCCCGCCCCAGCUGGGGGCUGCUGCCCCAGCUGCACAGGCUGCCUGAGCAAUGGCGUGGCCCACGCCGAGGGAGAAGUCUUCACCCCGUCAGAUGGGAACUGCACCAUCUGCGUGUGCCUGGCCGGCAAUAUCUCCUGCAUCUCCCCUGAGUGCCCCCCAGGCUCCUGCCCCAGCGCCUCACCUCCCAACUGCUGCACCUGCCAGCCAGGUGGGGUCCUACCCGAGGAGAUCGAGUGGCUGCGGGUGGCUGUGCCUCACGCAUGGGGUUGGGGGGGCUCAGCUCCCCAUCUCAGCCCUCGCUGCCUCCUUCCUGCCCAGCAAAGUGCAGCUUCCGUGGCCGGACCUACGCGCACGGAGCCCGCUUCAGCUUGGAUGGGGACGAGUGCACCACCUGUGUCUGCCGGGUGGGUCCAGGGCGCUGCUCGUGGUCCCGCAGGUGGCACAGAGCUGCUGGGUGAUGCGCCCUUCUCCCCACAGGGCGGAGAGGUGGAGUGCUCCUUCGCCCCAUGCCCAGCGCUGGAUUGUCCCCAGCACCAGCAGCAGCUGCGUCCCGGGCAGUGCUGCUUCAGCUGCAAGGACCCCCCGCGCCCCUCGGGCUGCUUUGUGGAUGACAACGGGGUGGAGUUUCCCAUCGGACAGAUCUGGUCUCCGGGUGAUCCCUGUGAGUUAUGCAUCUGCCAGGCCGACGGCUCGGUGAGCUGCAAGCGGACGGAUUGCGUGGAGACAUGCCCCUACCCCAUCCACAUCCCCGGGCAGUGCUGCCCCGACUGCUCGGCAGGAUGUACCUACAUGGGGCGGAUCUUCUACAACAACGAGACCUUCCCGUCGCUCCUGGACCCCUGCCUCAGCUGCAUCUGCCUGCUGGGCUCGGUGGCCUGCUCGCCCGUGGACUGUGCCAUCUUCUGCACCUACCCCUUCCACCCUGAGGGCGAGUGCUGCCCCGUCUGUAAAGACUGCAACUACGAGGGCAGGAAAGUGGUGAACGGGCAAAGCUUCAGCCCCGAGGGCCGGCCCUGCACCCGCUGCACCUGCCAGCUUGGGGAGGUGAGCUGUGAGGAGAGGCCGUGUCCCCGUUCCUGCACCGAGCCCGCCGCCUGCUGCCCCCCUUGCCAAGCAGAUGGCCAGCUGCAGAGCAGUGACGCGUCCCCAUCUCUGUCCCCAUCCCCAACCCCAGAGCCAUCCUCCUCAUCUCCAUCCCCAUCUCCAUCCCCAUCCUUGUCCCCAUCGCCAUCCCACAAGGGCACACCCCAGUCCCCCCGCCACCGCCUGGCCCAGGUCCUGCUCCACACCACCCCCCUCAGCACCUCUCUGGGGGGGGAGCCCCCUCCCAACACCCCGAGCCCCCCAUCGGGCUGCCCUGGCAAGGCCACAGGACCCCCAGCCCUCAGCAGCAGCCCCAGCUCGAGGCAGGAUGCUCAGGGACAGCCCGGGGACGUGGACACGGACACAUAGAACCACCCACACCUGGAGGAGGAGGAGGAGGAAGGCUGCCGGAUUAGAGGGCCUGGCUGGCCAGGCACGGCUGGAGAUGGGGCGCUGAGGUGCGCAGUUGGACGCACCGAGCAACCAGGGCUGGUGACACAUCCUUGGGCAGCGGGCACAGGGUACCCCGGCCCCUCACGCCCCAUGGUGCCAGAGGCUGUGGGGCUGGGGCGCCAGUGCUGUUCCACCGCCCAAUAAAGUUACCCCAGUAUUUA